AUGAGUUUACGUACCCGAGAAUCUCCAUUCUUCUUGGAGUACGUUAGAGGGGUAAAACCUGGUAACAAAAGAUCAAAGGACAACUCCACACAUUCAACACAUUCAGAGGACAAAUCCAGACAGUCCAAGGACAACUCCAAAGAGUCAGAGGACAAUAUCAGACUGUCCGAGUACAACUUCCGACAGUCCAAGGAUAACUCCAGACAGUCAGAGGACAACUCCAAAGAGUCAGAGGACAAUAUCAGACUGUCCGAGUACAACUCCAAACAGCCCAAGGAUAACUCCAGACAGUCAGAGGACAACUCCAAAGAGUCAGAGGACAAUUCCAAACAGUCAGAGGACAACUCCAAACAGUCAGAGGACAACUCCAAACAGUCAGAGGACAACUCCAAACAGUCAGAGGACAACUCCAAACAGUCAGAGGACAACUCCAAACAGCCCAAGGAUAACUCCAAACAGUCAGAGGACAACUCCAAAGAGUCAGAGGACAAUUCCAAACAGUCAGAGGACAACUCCAAAGAGUCAGAGGACAAUUCCAAACAGUCAGAGGACAACUCCAAACAGUCAGAGGACAACUCCAAACAACAGUCCAAGGACAACUCCAAAGAGUCAGAGGACAAUAUCAGACUGUCCGAGUACAACUUCCGACAGUCCAAGGAUAACUCCAGACAGUCAGAGGACAACUCCAAAGAGUCAGAGGACAAUAUCAGACUGUCCGAGUACAACUCCAAACAGCCCAAGGAUAACUCCAGACAGUCAGAGGACAACUCCAAACAGUCAGAGGACAACUCCAAAGAGUCAGAGGACAAUUCCAAACAGUCAGAGGACAACUCCAAACAGUCAGAGGACAACUCCAAACAGUCAGAGGACAACUCCAAACAGUCAGAGGACAACUCCAAACAGUCAGAGGACAACUCCAAACAGCCCAAGGAUAACUCCAAACAGUCAGAGGACAACUCCAAAGAGUCAGAGGACAAUUCCAAACAGUCAGAGGACAACUCCAAACAGUCAGAGGACAACUCCAAAGAGUCAGAGGACAACUCCAAAGAGUCAGAGGACAACUCCAAACAGUCAGAGGACAACUCCAAAGAGUCAGAGGACAAUUCCAAACAGUCAGAGGACAACUCCAAACAGUCAGAGGACAACUCCAAACAGUCAGAGGACAACUCCAAACAGUCAGAGGACAACUCCAAACAGUCAGAGGACAACUCCAAACAGUCAGAGGACAACUCCAAACAGUCAGAGGACAACUCCAAACAGUCAGAGGACAACUCCAGACAGUCAGAGGACAACUCCAAACAGUCAGAGGACAACUCCAAAGAGUCAGAGGACAAUUCCAAACAGUCAGAGGACAAUUCCAAACAGUCAGAGGACAACUCCAAAGAGUCAGAGGACAACUCCAAAGAGUCAGAGGACAACUCCAAACAGUCAGAGGACAACUCCAAAGAGUCAGAGGACAAUUCCAAACAGUCAGAGGACAACUCCAAACAGUCAGAGGACAACUCCAAACAGUCAGAGGACAACUCCAAACAGUCAGAGGACAACUCCAAACAGUCAGAGGACAACUCCAAACAGUCAGAGGACAACUCCAGACAGUCAGAGGACAACUCCAAACAGUCAGAGGACAACUCCAAAGAGUCAGAGGACAAUUCCAAACAGUCAGAGGACAACUCCAAAGAGUCAGAGGACAAUUCCAAACAGUCAGAGGACAACUCCAAACAGUCAGAGGACAACUCCAAACAGUCAGAGGACAACUCCAAACAGUCAGAGGACAACUCCAAAGAGUCAGAGGACAACUCCAAACAGUCAGAGGACAACUCCAAACAGUCAGAGGACAACUCCAAAGAGUCAGAGGACAACUCCAAACAGUCAGAGGACAACUCCAAAGAGUCAGAGGACAACUCCAAACAGCCCAAGGAUAACUCCAAACAGUCAGAGGACAACAGAGAAAACCGGUAUAAAACCUUUAUAACGUCUGACGUACAAAUAAAACGUUUUCUGCAAUAUUUAUCAAUAAGCUGA
This is a messenger RNA of Ylistrum balloti, 2022 nucleotides long. Its product is annotated as nuclear speckle splicing regulatory protein 1-like. The coding region runs from base 1 to 2022 and encodes 673 amino acids. Lineage: Eukaryota; Metazoa; Mollusca; Bivalvia; Pectinida; Pectinidae. The transcript is spliced from 3 exons. The record is from RefSeq and is a predicted model, not a curated record.